This is a messenger RNA of Sciurus carolinensis (gray squirrel), 2941 nucleotides long. RefSeq names its product inositol monophosphatase 2 (gene Impa2). The record is from RefSeq and is a predicted model, not a curated record. The transcript is spliced from 8 exons. Gene Ontology annotation, biological process: signal transduction; phosphatidylinositol phosphate biosynthetic process; inositol metabolic process. Gene Ontology annotation, molecular function: inositol monophosphate 1-phosphatase activity. Bases 163 to 1029 code for a protein of 288 amino acids. NCBI's taxonomy places the organism in Eukaryota, Metazoa, Chordata, Mammalia, Rodentia, Sciuridae.
GCGGCUGCCGGGCCGCUGCCGCUCGCAGCCCUUCCUGCGAGCGUGCGGCGGGCGGCGGACAGGGGCGCGGGUUGGCCGGACCGCGAGGAGGGCGUGCGGAGCCGGCGUCCCGCCCUGGACCCCGGAGGCGGGCCGGAGGUGGCGGGCCCGGGCGAGGCGGUGAUGAAGCAGGGCAGCGAGGACGCGGCGGCGCCCGCGGGCGGCCCCUGGGAAGAGUGCUUCCAGGCGGCGGUGCAGCUGGCGCUGCGGGCCGGACAGAUCAUCAGGAAAGCCCUGGCGGAGGAGAAACGAGUCUCCACCAAAACGUCGGCUGCGGAUCUGGUGACAGAGACGGAUCGCCUGGUGGAAGAUCUGAUCAUCUCUGAGCUGCGAAAGCGGUUUCCUUCCCACAGGUUCAUCGCAGAAGAAGCCGCGGCCUCCGGGGCCUCGUGUGUGCUCACCCCCAGCCCCACCUGGAUCAUCGACCCUAUCGAUGGCACCUGCAACUUCGUGCACCGGUUCCCCACCGUGGCCGUCAGCAUCGGGUUUGCCGUUCGCCAGGAGCUGGAGUUUGGAGUGAUUCACCACUGCACGGAGGAGCGGCUGUACACAGGCCGGAGGGGCCAAGGUGCCUUCUGCAAUGGCCAGCGGCUCCGAGUCUCGGGGGAAACAGAGCUCUCGAGGGCCUUGGUGCUGACAGAAAUCGGCCCCAGGCGCGACCCUGCGACCCUGAGACUCUUCCUGAGCAACAUGGAGCGUCUGCUGCACGGCCGGGCUCACGGGGUCCGAGUGAUCGGGAGCUCCACCCUGGCGCUCUGCCACCUGGCCGCGGGGGCCGCCGAUGCCUAUUACCAGUUUGGCCUGCACUGCUGGGACCUGGCAGCCGCCACGGUCAUCGUCAGAGAAGCAGGUGGCAUCGUGAUGGACACUUCAGGUGGACCCCUCGACCUCAUGUCCUGCAGGGUGGUUGCUGCUGGCACCCGGGAGAUGGCGAUGCUCAUAGCCCAGGCCUUACAGACUAUUAACUGUGGGAGGGACGAUGAGAAGUGAGUGCCCAGGCAGCAGCCUGGCCAGGGACCGGGGACAGCCUUCCCGGAGGCUGCGUGGAAGCACUCGGGAGGGGCUGCCCCAGUGGCCUGUGCCCCAUGCAGGGGUCUCCCUCCCCCAGAGCGGUGGACUUGGUGUGUAGCUGGCUUCUCUUCAGUCCCAGGUAGCUUCUCCAGGUCCGUGCACGUUCUUCUGCAGGGCCUAGGCCUGAAUCUCACACGAGACGCCUACUGGUGGUCCAGUCUUUCCUUCCCUCCAGAAGGCAAGCCUCAGGUAAUCUUUGGAGCUGCUGGUAAAGCAGCCUCGUCCUCAGGCCCUCCCGUGCCCCAAGGUUCUACAGAAUGCAGUACGUCAAAACCACGCACUCCACGCAUCUGUUCUCUCAGAUGUGUCGCCUGCUUCCCCAAACACCAUGGAUGCGGGCUCCUGGGAAAGGCUUUGACUUUGAAGUUCAAAGGAGACAGUGUAGGUUGCUCGUCUCUGUCUUGGAUGAGCGCCAGGAAAACCUCAGUCCGUUUGGUGUUAGUAUUCAGACUCCAAGAUGCCUUGCAGGACAGACUGCAGAGAAACCAGUAGCUGAAAACCGCCUCUCUGAAAUGCUGACUGUUCAAUGGAGAGAAAUUGCAAUGUAUUUCCUGGGCCUUAUCUAUCUCUUUAGGAGAUGGAAUUAUUGAUGCAGAUAAUUAAAAUGCUCCGACAGGCCAAAAACCUCUUCUGAAGUUUAGACAUUGAGAAAGUCAGUCUUAAAAACCAAAAAUUCCAACCUCUUCACUUUCUCCCUCAUCUUCCUCCCCUGCCAUCAACAAACCAUGUUCCAGAGCCUUCCUGGCCUCUGCUGUCUCUGGCCCCACCCUUGGAGGAUGGCCCCUUGUAAAAUAACCUGUCAGUCUCCCCAAACAGUACCUCUGUGGUCUCAGCAAGACCCAGCUGGCCUCAAAGCCUCAGCCCUGGACACUCAGGGCCACACAGGACCCCUCCAUCCACACUCCUGGGACAAGCCACCAAAGAACAGCUCACUGCAGGUGUGAGACCCCAGAGAAGAACUCCUCAGGGAGCGUUCUCGUUGGGAAUAAAAUGCCAAGUGCCUUACCCCACUUCCUCUUGGGUCAUUUUUUAUUAAAUUCACUGUGGAAAGGAAGGAAUUUCCCUUUCUGGUCUGAAUGGGGAGAGCAGAAGAACCCCAGUGUGUGCCUUAUUCAAGGACCAGAUGUGUGAGGACUUGGUCUCACUUGGAUGAACUGGCCUCGUGCCCGCUGAGUGCGUGGUUGGUGCUCCUGACUUGCACAGGAGCGCGCCCCACGGGAGCGUGAGGGCAGGACUGUGUGGGGUGGUGCGGAUAAAACGGAGGCACUCCCGUCUCCCCAGGUUUGGUGGCUCAGCACUGCAUGGAAGUCACCCUCAGAGAACUUGCCCCAGCAUCCUCCACCCUGCGGAAGGCACUGUGUUAGGAAUCCACAUCCUUCCCCGUCCAUCCGAAGACUCCCUGUGGCAUCCAUGGUGCAGUGGGGUCGGGGAGCAGGGAGCGGGCCAGUCCUAGGGCAGGGCAGGGCCACAGGUGAGACCCCACGAGCAGCCUGGGUGUGCAGGUGACUCUGUGGUUCUGCAGAGCCAGCCUUAAGAUGAGACCUCUCGGGAAGAAGCAGAGCCAAGGAGCCAGGAGCCUGGGUGAUGGGGCCGGGCAGGGGAGCCGCGGGGCUGCACGGCCAGUAUCAGCCCAAGGUGUUUCGGAACAGGCUGGAAGAGCGUCUUCUCCCGCUGGCGGCUGGUCUCUGUUGCUGCCCUGGCCACCAGCGGCUUCAGGAGGGAGGAGUGCUGGCUCUGGGUGAGCAGGCCCAGUUCCAGCCCGGGCUUCCUGGCCUCAGGCUCAGGUGCCGUCCCUCGUGGGAUGCUCCAAGGAUGGCCUGGGUGGCAUGCA